AUGUUUAAGAAGGCGACCAAGGUCUUGCUAUAUUUUAUUUGCCACGAAACGGAACCAGAAUCCACUUUGCAACCCAAAUUAACAGUAAAUGAGAAUAACGUAGCUGCCACUCUGCCAAACGAGCUAUUGUAUCUCAUAUUCUCGCAUCUUCCAUAUGAUCCGCUCUAUGACGACUGGCCGCGCUGGCCAUUAUCCUCUCCCGCUCAUGCCUUGCCGUUAGUAUGUCGGCAUUGGAGAUACCCGGCGACAUCAUCACUAUAUGCCGCCGUCGAACUGCGGACCAUUGCCCAGGUCCGCUCAUUCUAUCGAACGAUUCUUCAAUUCCCGCAUCUUGCGCCACUCGUCAAGACUCUGUUCUUACCUAUCCACCCGCGGAAGCCCUGUCCAGCCUCGGUGGUAGACGAAUGUGAUAGACUGAUGCGCCUUUUGCCAUGCUUGGACGAAACGUCGUAUCAGCUGGACUCUCACCGUAUCAACUUUCCAAACACGGCUGGUGCAGAUAAUCAAAACAAAAACGCACUUGUUCGCUAUCUAGGUCUCGCCGCAUGCAUAGCGCAAGUCGGGCCCGGAUUUCCCGACAUAUCGCGUGAGUUUGGAGGCCUACGGUGCUUACUUCUCAGCGGAUUCCGAAUUCGCCAGCGUGUCGACCCUGCGGUAACGCCACCUCUUCUACAACUCGAAGAGAUUACCAUUGUGGGCGACGAUAGCUUCCCUUACCUCGACGACUGGCUCUGCGGCUCGCCCCGUCUGCGCACACUUUGCGUGGCAUCCAUCUGGGAUCAACAGCCAUCUCCCCCGGUGAGAGUCUUGAGGACAAAGCGAAUUCAUUACAUCGCCAUCGCUGGGUGCUACACGGAUCAUAGCUACCACCUAUCGUGGCUCGGCAUUUCCGACGCUCUCCGGAUUUUAAACGUCUCUGCGGACGUCUUCCAUAGUACCUAUCCGCAGUUCCCGACCGAAUUAGCGGAGAUGAAGAUUUGGGUUGUUAAGGGGAUACCCCUCAACACAGACAUGUUUAUCCAAUACCUUGAGGGUGGCCCAAGGAUUGGAAGACUGAUUCUCGAGGUGGAUGUCCACCUGGAGAGCUUUUCAAACGCAAAGGAAAAGAUCAUCGAGGUCUGUAAGCGGAAAGAGAUUCCGCUAUGCAUUGACGUUGGACAAUGUGACUGCGAAACGGAGAUAAAGCCAGAAGAACCUCCAGAAAUCCCGAAAGGAAAGGUUUCUCAGUUAUGGUUGCAGACACUGGCGGCUGCGAAACAUAUCAUCGGAAAGCAAAAGGAUCCAGUCGUCAGUGACGAAGAGAGGGCAAUCCUUGAGUGGGAGACUGAUCAGCAGCUGCCGGCCAGUUCCUGA
Molecule: messenger RNA, 1353 nt
Organism: Serendipita indica DSM 11827
Lineage: Eukaryota; Fungi; Basidiomycota; Agaricomycetes; Sebacinales; Serendipitaceae
Source: the annotation of a GenBank genome assembly